Molecule: messenger RNA, 2252 nt
Organism: Hipposideros armiger (great roundleaf bat)
Lineage: Eukaryota; Metazoa; Chordata; Mammalia; Chiroptera; Hipposideridae
Product: BDNF/NT-3 growth factors receptor
Exons: 13
Biological process (GO): protein phosphorylation; cell surface receptor protein tyrosine kinase signaling pathway
Cellular component (GO): plasma membrane
Molecular function (GO): protein binding; neurotrophin receptor activity; transmembrane receptor protein tyrosine kinase activity
Source: RefSeq, a predicted model, not a curated record
CUGCGGAAAAACAGACUCUCCGAGCCUCAAAUGGGAAGACGGAUUCUCAGACAAGGCUUGCGAAUGCUCCGCAGCCAUCAUUUAACUGCGCCUGCAGAACAGUUACGGUUUGUCACCCGACCCUCCCGGAUCGCCUCGUUUGUCCCUAAUGAGACCCUGAGGCCCUGCCCGUGCUGGGCUUCUCGGUAGCUGGAUUCAUGUGGUGCUUUGGGCAGCGCGGGCGCAGGGCACGCGUUCGCGCACACCCGCGCACACACGAAAACGCGCAAGACUAAUUUUCUGGAGUUUCUGCCCCUGCUCUGCGUCAGCCUUCACGUCACUUCGCCAGCAGUAGCAGAGGCGGCGGCGGCGGCGGCGGCGGCGGCGGCUCCCGGAAUUGGUUUGGAGCAGGAGCCUUGCUUGCUCCUUCUCUCGCGCUCUCGGCGCUCAGUGCCCAGAGACAGGAGGAGCCUGAAGCCAGGCGCCGUCAGCUGGCGGUAGGCGCCGGAGCCCGGCCCCGAGGUGUGUCCCGAUUCCCAGUGAGCGUCUAGCAAAGAGCCUGCGCUCCAGAGAGUCCCAGGAGCGCCGCGGGCCGGUGCCCAGCGCGCCGGGCCAUGCAGUGGCGGCCGCGGCGGAGCUCCAAGCAGCGGGAGCGCCCCCUGUGAGGCGGCCCAAGAUGCCCCGGCUACUGUGAACGGUGCUGCCCACCAGGACACAAUCAGCCCCGGACACGCUCGGCUCUGCGCGCCCGAAACCAGCACGGAAUAGAGAGAGCUGCGAGCGCGGCCAAGACUGCCCAGCACCGGCAGAAGAGGCCGGGGGGUGCAGCCGAGGGACACGUACUCAGUCUGACUCGGGCUGGCACUGGCGGCUAGGGAUGUCGUCCUGGACGAGGUGGCAUGGACCUGCCAUGGCGCGGCUCUGGGGCUUCUGCUGGUUGGUUGUGGGCUUCUGGAGGGCCGCUCUCGCCUGUCCCACGUCCUGCAAAUGCAGCGCUUCUCGGAUCUGGUGCAGCGACCCUACUCCUGGCAUCAUGGCAUUUCCGAGGCUGGAGCCUAACAGUGCAGAUCCUGAGAACAUCACCGAAAUUUACAUUGCAAAUCAGAAAAGGUUAGAAAUCAUCAACGAAGAUGAUGUUGAAGCUUACACGGGACUGAAAAAUCUGACAAUUGUGGAUUCUGGAUUAAAAUUUGUGGCUCACAAAGCAUUUCUGAAAAAUAGCAACUUACAGCACAUCAACUUUACCCGAAAUAAGCUGACGAAUUUGUCUAGGAAACAUUUCCGUCACCUUGACUUGUCUGCGCUGAUCUUGGUGGGCAAUCCAUUUACAUGCUCCUGUGAUAUUAUGUGGAUCAAGACACUUCAGGAGACUAAAUCCAGUCCAGAAACUCAGGAUUUGUACUGCCUAAAUGAAAGCAGCAAGAAUAUCCCCCUGGUGAACCUGCAGAUACCCAAUUGUGGUUUGCCGUCAGCAAACUUGGCCGCACCCAACCUCACUGUGGAGGAAGGAAAGUCUAUCACAUUAUCUUGUAGUGUUGCAGGCGAUCCAGUUCCAAAUUUGUACUGGGAUGUUGGUAAUCUGGUUUCCAAACAUCUGAAUGAAACAAGCCACACACAGGGCUCCUUAAGGAUAACUAACAUUUCAUCUGAUGACAGUGGAAAGCAAAUCUCUUGUGUGGCUGAAAAUCUUGUAGGAGAAGAUCAAGAUUCUGUGAACCUCACUGUGCAUUUUGCUCCAACUAUCACAUUUCUCGAAUCUCCAACCUCAGACCACCACUGGUGCAUUCCAUUCACUGUGAAAGGCAACCCCAAGCCAGCGCUUCAGUGGUUCUAUAACGGGGCAAUACUGAACGAGUCCAAAUACAUCUGCACUAAAAUCCAUGUUACCAAUCAUACGGAGUACCACGGCUGCCUCCAGCUGGAUAAUCCCACUCACAUGAACAAUGGCGACUACAAGUUAGUCGCCAAGAACGAGUAUGGGAAGGAUGAGAAACAGAUUUCUGCUCACUUCAUGGGCUGGCCUGGAAUUGAUGAUGGUGCAGACCCAAAUUAUCCUGAGGUCAUUUAUGAAGAUUAUGGGACUACAGCAAGUGACAUUGAUGACACCACGAACAGGAGUAACGAAAUCCCUUCCACAGAUGUUGCUGAUAAAACUGGGCGGGAACAUCUCUCGGUCUAUGCUGUGGUGGUAAUUGCAUCUGUAGUCGGGUUUUUCCUGCUGGUAAUGCUGUUUCUGCUGAAGUUGGCAAGACACUCCAAGUUUGGCAUGAAAG